AUGACGACAUUACUAGAUGCACCCAAAUGUAUGACUCAUCUUAUUCCAUCGUUGAGCACAUUUAUAUAUAAACGAUUGUUGCGAUUCCCCCAGAUUCGAACUUCCGUGCAGGAUGAGCCGAAUUCAAAGAUCAGAAAUGACAACGAGAUACCUCAGCCUCAACCGCCACCCUCAACGCCGACCAAGACGCGUGCCGUUGUGUCACCCUCGUCCGUUGUGACACCCCAAGCCGUUAGAAGCGGACUGGCUAGAUCUCCGGAAGCCACGACACCCAGAGGGCAACUCAUGCAGGAAACGGGGGGUCCAACCCUCGCAAAUGGACGCGUAUCCAAAACUCCCUCGCCAGAUGUGACAAACAGCAAAGGCACACCGAAGGGUUAUUCACCGGGGAGAUCGCCAACUUCCCCACGUCCACCCAGCAGCUUACGCGUUAGAUCCGCCGGUGAUAAGUCUUCCCCCGAGACAUCUAGAAAAACAUCCCCUAGUACACCUAAUAGAGCAUCCCCCCGUACACCGAGGAAAACUCCAUCCCCCAAGGAACUGCGUCUUCCGAAGCUAACAUCGUCGCCUGUAUUACAAGAAGCAAAUCCAGCGGUUGCCGAAUCUCAUGAAAAAAUCACUUUACCGAAAUUGAUCGAGCAUCCAUCGUCACAAUCCGCCCGAAUGGCAUACUAG
Cyphomyrmex costatus is the source of this 675-nucleotide messenger RNA. RefSeq names its product extensin. The transcript has a single exon. NCBI's taxonomy places the organism in Eukaryota, Metazoa, Arthropoda, Insecta, Hymenoptera, Formicidae. Bases 1 to 675 code for a protein of 224 amino acids. The record is from RefSeq and is a predicted model, not a curated record.